ACUUGUGUGUUUAGUACGGAUAAAUGAAUCCAAAAAGAUUGAGUGGUAUAUGUGUACUACUGCCAGUACUAGACCACCUUUUUGGAAAUUACCCUUGAUUCAAAGCUCCAGUUUAAGCAAGCACAAGGAACCGGAAAACUCAACUAUGAUAGACUUGACCUUCUACUGGGGCAACAAUGUCACACUACUUGUCGAAUUAUGGAAAACUGAUUUGUGGUUCACUUACUUUCUUACUUUAGGGUCAUUAAUUUUCAGGGUAAACUCUACGAUGUCUUUUAAUGGUGGUGUGUUUGUGGCAACCGUAGCUGGAAUGGCUGUUGGAUACUGGUUGUUUAGGAGUGCGAAUGAUGAACAAAUUAUGCUAGCUUGUUGAUGAUUCUUGUGCUUGUUGUUGAUCUUUCUCUGUAUCUAUGUUUGAUGUGA
Erigeron canadensis is the source of this 423-nucleotide messenger RNA. Its product is annotated as copper transporter 5.1-like. The transcript has a single exon. Gene Ontology annotation, cellular component: plasma membrane. Gene Ontology annotation, biological process: intracellular copper ion homeostasis; copper ion transmembrane transport. The coding region runs from base 50 to 373 and encodes 107 amino acids. Lineage: Eukaryota; Viridiplantae; Streptophyta; Magnoliopsida; Asterales; Asteraceae. Gene Ontology annotation, molecular function: copper ion transmembrane transporter activity. The record is from RefSeq and is a predicted model, not a curated record.